Molecule: messenger RNA, 1918 nt
Organism: Magallana angulata
Lineage: Eukaryota; Metazoa; Mollusca; Bivalvia; Ostreida; Ostreidae
Exons: 2
Coding region: 152-1804 (550 amino acids)
Molecular function (GO): zinc ion binding
Source: RefSeq, a predicted model, not a curated record
GUUACGGUUAGGGCGGGCGUGAUCAGAACAACCGAGGAAGUGUGUCGGGACCAUUGUCAAACCGAAAGUUGAUUUUGUUUGCGUCCAUAUUUCCUUCGAGAGGAAUUUUCUUUCCUGAUGAGACUGACCUGCAUUAUAUGAGGGUGCGCAGAUGAUGGAAUCUAGAAAUGAAGCCCAGCAUGUGGUGGAAUGUGACCUGUGUCAGCAACCAGUCUCGUUUUUCUGCAGACGAUGCGGGGUCAAUCUCUGUGACCCCUGUGUCACCAUACAUUUACGCGGCAAAUCUACAAACGUUCAUGAAAUUGUAGAUUACACCAGCAAGGAUGAUGACGACACAUGCCACUGUGAUUCCCAUCCCCAAAACGAUUGUUUCGCGUACUGUAAAACGUGUGAUGCUCCGAUAUGCAUCCUCUGUGUAUCUAUCAAACACAAAUCGCAUGAAAUGUCCGAGCUUUCCGAUAAAAUUGAAGAACUUUUAAAAGUUAUCGCGAAGGAAAAUGGUCGACUUCAGUCAUUUAAACAUGAAUUAGAAAGAAUUCUGGAUCACACGACAAAGAUGUUAUCCUCAAUAUCCUUAUAUUACAAACAGAGGAAAGAUGAAAUUACGGCGCGGGGAGAAGAGUGGCACAAACAGAUCGAGAAGACCGUGAAGAAAUUUCACCAGGAACUGGAUGACAUGCAAAAGGAACACGAGGCUGUACUACAGAAACAAAAGAAAGAGUUUGAAGAAGUGAUUAGAAAGGUGGAUGAAAUGAACGGGAAAACAGUAAAAUUAAAGAAAUCAAAAAACGUUAAAAAAAUGCAGACCUUUGUGCCAGUGAUUCAGAAUCAGAAGAUUUUAAAUGAGGUCUCACAGUAUUCGUUUCCGACAUUUUAUGAAUGCAAAAUAGAUCCAAAUUAUUUGCAAACUUAUUUUGGAUACGUUGAAAAAAUGCAAGAAAAAAAAACCUCGCUCUUGGAAAAUGAAUUCAAAGAAAGGGAGUUAUCAGGUAGAAGAAUGUUAGAGGUACCAAAAAUUACUUCUAUCAUAAACACUAAGUUCCCUGCUGAGGAAAAGUUUGAAAGUCGCCUGUAUGGCAUGGCGGUUACUGACGAUAACAAGGUGUGGAUGGGAGGAGCCAGUUAUGAACUGAAGUUGUUUGAUCUCCAGGGACACCUCCACCAAACCGUCAGCAUUACUACCCAAGGCAUGUACUUAUGUAUGUACAACAAACAAGUAGUGUACACAGGAAUUAAAGACGUGAGAAUGAUAUCAGCUGAUAACGACACAGUGGAGACGAUGUUCACUACCGGGGACUGGGUGCCAUACGGCGUCACAAGCGCCGCGUCCGGUGAUCUACUGGUCUGUCUCCGUAAAGACGAUCAGUCCAAAGUCGUCCGAUACAGCAGUACCGGUACCGUGCUCCAGGAAAUCCAGUACGACUCGCAGUGUCAACCUCUGUACAAACAGGUGCUAUAUAUCACUGAGAAUGUCAACGGGGACAUCAUUGUAACUGACUGGGGGAAGAAAGCCGUCAUUGCUGUCAAUAGAUUAGGCAUAUUCCGGUACUCGUACUCAGGAAAGGACAGUACUAAUUUUUUUGCCUAUUCAGUCGCGACUGAUUCUGUCGGUCACGUCAUCGUUACUGACUAUAACGGUGACAAGAUUCACUUGCUGGACAGAGACGGGCGAUUCCUGAGGUACAUCAUUCCUGGAGGAAGAAUAAAUAGACCACGCGGCGUGUGUAUCCUUGGUCACGGUGAGAUGAUUGUUGGAGAGACUGUGACCGGAAUCGCCAAAAGAAUCAAAUACCUAGGAGAAUGAAGGCACGUUAGUGUUUAGCUGCAAUAAUGUAGCCCUCUCCCGAUUUUUUUUUUGGGAGAGGGCUACAACUCCAUAGGAUCUCCGUAAUGGUGCAAGUGCGGGAGUGAUUCACUC